Aquila chrysaetos chrysaetos is the source of this 8015-nucleotide messenger RNA. RefSeq names its product recombination signal binding protein for immunoglobulin kappa J region (gene RBPJ). Gene Ontology annotation, cellular component: nucleus; MAML1-RBP-Jkappa- ICN1 complex. Bases 49 to 1512 code for a protein of 487 amino acids. The record is from RefSeq and is a predicted model, not a curated record. Lineage: Eukaryota; Metazoa; Chordata; Aves; Accipitriformes; Accipitridae. Gene Ontology annotation, biological process: Notch signaling pathway; regulation of transcription by RNA polymerase II. Gene Ontology annotation, molecular function: DNA-binding transcription activator activity, RNA polymerase II-specific; RNA polymerase II cis-regulatory region sequence-specific DNA binding. The transcript is spliced from 11 exons.
GGGGGGCGCUCUCGCGAGAGUAGGAGUUUUGGCGAGAGUUUGUGGAAGAUGGCGCCUGUUGUGACAGGGAAAUUUGGAGAGCGACCUCAACCAAAACGGCUCACCAGGGAAGCAAUGCGAAAUUAUCUGAAGGAGCGAGGUGAUCAAACAGUGCUAAUACUCCAUGCGAAAGUUGCGCAGAAGUCGUAUGGAAAUGAAAAAAGGUUCUUUUGUCCUCCUCCGUGUGUGUAUCUUAUGGGCAGUGGAUGGAAGAAAAAAAAAGAGCAAAUGGAACGGGAUGGUUGCACUGAGCAAGAGUCACAACCUUGCGCCUUCAUUGGAAUAGGAAACAGCGACCAAGAAAUGCAGCAGCUGAACUUGGAAGGAAAGAAUUAUUGCACUGCCAAAACAUUGUACAUAUCAGACUCAGACAAGAGAAAGCACUUCAUGUUAUCAGUAAAAAUGUUCUAUGGCAAUAGUGACGACAUCGGUGUGUUCCUCAGUAAACGGAUCAAAGUCAUCUCUAAACCUUCUAAAAAGAAACAGUCACUGAAAAAUGCAGACUUAUGUAUUGCGUCAGGGACAAAAGUGGCACUAUUUAAUAGACUUCGAUCCCAAACAGUUAGCACCAGAUAUUUGCACGUAGAAGGUGGUAAUUUCCAUGCCAGUUCACAACAGUGGGGAGCAUUUUACAUUCACCUCUUGGAUGAUGAUGAAUCGGAAGGAGAAGAAUUCACAGUGAGAGAUGGCUACAUUCAUUAUGGGCAGACUGUCAAACUUGUAUGCUCAGUUACUGGCAUGGCACUCCCAAGACUGAUAAUUCGAAAAGUAGAUAAACAAACAGCGUUAUUGGAUGCAGAUGAUCCAGUAUCGCAGCUCCAUAAAUGUGCAUUUUACCUUAAAGACACUGAGAGAAUGUAUUUGUGCCUUUCCCAGGAGAGAAUAAUCCAAUUUCAAGCCACUCCAUGCCCAAAAGAACCAAAUAAAGAAAUGAUUAAUGAUGGAGCUUCUUGGACAAUCAUUAGCACAGAUAAAGCAGAAUACACAUUUUAUGAGGGGAUGGGACCGGUCCAUGCUCCAGUGACACCUGUGCCUGUUGUAGAAAGUCUUCAAUUGAAUGGUGGUGGGGAUGUAGCAAUGUUGGAACUUACAGGACAGAACUUCACUCCAAAUUUACGUGUCUGGUUUGGGGAUGUGGAAGCUGAAACCAUGUACAGAUGUGCAGAGAGCAUGCUAUGUGUUGUUCCAGACAUUUCUGCAUUUCGAGAGGGUUGGAGGUGGGUCCGUCAGCCAGUCCAGGUUCCAGUAACUUUGGUCCGUAAUGAUGGCAUAAUUUACUCCACCAGCCUUACCUUUACAUACACACCGGAACCAGGGCCACGACCACACUGCAGUGCUGCUGGAGCAAUCCUCAGAGCCAACUCAAGCCUCAUGGCUUCCAGUGAAACAAAUACAAACAGCGAGGGAAGUUACACGAACGUCAGCACAAAUCCAACCAAUGUCACAUCAUCUACAGCAACUGUAGUUUCCUAACUACUGUUGUUUGUCUGGACUUUAACUGACUUUUAAGUGCUACAUUCAAGAGAACUGAACAAUUUUUGUGGUUUCAUGGGAAAACACCUUUCCAUUUUAGGUGAUAUUAUUUGAACCUUGUUACCUGCAAGUGCUGAUCUUAAAAUAUAGAAGCCACAAUAAAAAAAAAAAAAUCCGAAACAUAAGAACUUUAUUGAAAAUCUAUUUUUCAGCUGGUUUUUUUAAUGGGCAAGAAACAAAAAAUGUGGCUGGGAUACAUGUUGAGCAAACUAGAAAACAUGAACACAACAUAGUUUUUAUGGACCAAGGAACUUGUAUAAGCUUUAGUAUAAAAGGUACAUUUUCACCAUACCUUUUUUGUAUCACAACAUAUAGUACACUUUUGUUACCAAAUAGUUUAUAUUUUUUUUUCCUCUGAGCUUUCGCUCUGAAGUAUAUUCAGGUUCCAAGCCUGACCAUGCUUGUAUAAUCUAAUUACCAUACUCUUCCAGUUUUAAAAAAAUAUAUAUAUUUUUGGUCUGUGGCUGGAACUGUUCCUUUUUUUAAACUGAAGUCUUGUGACUUUUUAUGAACUGAAAUUGUUUUUAUUUCAGCAAGUAGAACCUUGUAAAGGCCAGCAUAUUUUUUUUAAGAUUAUAUGAAGUCUGUGCAAAAGCUUUAAAAAAUGCCUCUGCCUUGCCUGCAAUACAUGCAAUGUAUGUUAACUUUAGUGCUCUGUUUUCAGUCAUUGUUAAUAGUUAUUUCUGUUUUCCUUUUUUAAAUAUGUAUUUAUAGUGAUAAUUCAUGAGGUUCUAACAUUACAUGAGUUUUUUUUAAAGUGGCAUCUCAAGCAGUCAUAUUAAUGAUUGUUCAUGUCACAGGCAUAUGUUGGUGUUUUUGAAGGGUUGUUACUGGGUUACUCCCCCUCUUCCUUGCUCAGUCAUAUUGCAUCUGAAAAUGUUUCAGGAUCCGUUCAGGUUUUUCUAAUCUUGUACAUAAUUUGUAUUAAGUGUAAGUUAAAUGUUUUAUUUUGAAAGUGGAAUGUUCCCAAUAACUUCAUUUGGCAGCAUGUCUUCUGUCUUGUUGGCAUGUAACUAAAAUACCAUGAGAAGUAUGUGCUACAAAUGGGAUUGGUAGGUGAUGCCCUCAUCACCUGAGAAUCACAACAAGCAUGUUUUUCUUCAUACUGUUCAGUAAAUUAGGCCAGACUUUGGUGUAACACUUGUAUUGAGAACGUGCUUUCAUUGUGAAGUGAUCAUACCAUAAUAACUAGAAGUAAAUUUUAUUACUUAGAAAUGGGCAAAUAGAAAAUCGUAAAAGCACUAUGAAGAUGUCAGCUCCUCCCAUCCUUAUUUCCUGUGGGUUCCUCUUUCCCUGCCAACAGCUUGUGCAACAUUCAAGUCUUCUCUCCAUCAUAAAUUCAAGGCUCAUUUGCACUUUGACUUUGUUGGUUGUUGCAUUUGUUUUUCAUUUUGACUUUGCCACGUUUUGUCCCUCCUUGUAGACCUGCCUGCUUCAUUUGUAUUUGAAAGUAUACCCCAGUAGUUCAUUUGUAGUCACAGAACUAGGCAUAGACUCAUAGGACAAGUUCUGAUAGUGUGAUCUUCCUCUUUAAAAGCCAAAAUACAAAUUUUACGGUGUGUUCAGCCUUUUCUAUACCCUGAAGCAAGAGUCACAACUGCUGUGUAAAUCUGAACCUGUGGCUUCCUACAGUGCAUUGCUUACAAGCUUAUCUGUUGACCAUUUUCAGAGGGUUGUUACUUCUGACCACUUAUUCCAGUUUCAACACCCACUGCCAUUUUGCAGCAUUGUCUCUGCACCACAUUUGUGUACUCUGACGCUCCAUUCUACUUGUUUGCUUUAGUGCUCCGUUGUGUGUGUGAAAACAAUGUGGUUAAAGGAAGAAAUCGGUUAUAAAGCAUGUUUAGCCAAUAGUAAAAUCGGUGCCACUGUCCCUUCUAAAAUGUGCUUGUAUUCUACCACAGGCCUUCAUAUUUGCUAUUCUGUAUUACAAAACUUAUUCCCAUGACGUAGUUACAAUGCUGGUUCUUAGCACUAGUGAAUACUGCCUCACCUCAUCUCCGUUUCAGUGACCAAGGGCAGGAUUCAUUGUGGCCUUAUCUCUGAUUUAAACUGUUUACUGGCAUUUACUUGCAAAUCUGUUUACCUUUGUAUGUGCUAUAAAAUUUCAUUUUAAUUGUGUUGUGGCAGGAAUCAUUUCACAGUGUUUUUGUUAGAAGCACAUAAGUAUCUUACAGUAUGGCUUAAUUCAAGAGCCACAGAUUUUCAUUCCUAAUUAGACUGAGAAUUAAAAUAAGUGAGAUAGAGAUAUAUCUCUAUAUAUCUCUAUCUCAGAUUUAGAGGGUAUUCAAGAACAAACCAUGAUACACACGCAGUAGGCAAACCAUAACAAGCCUUUUAACCUUCAAAGACUAUUUAAAAUAGCUUUUCAGAACUUGACACGUGCUUUUAUACUCAUUAUUUUAAAUUUUUUACAUAUAAAUGCAAUACUUUUUAUAUUCAGUUUCUUUACUUGCAGUAAUUUUGCCCAAUAGAUGUAAUAUUCCUUGACUUGUAAAGAACCUAAUGACUUAGCCUAAUUUCUGCUGUUAUACACACUACAGCCAAGUGGGUGAAAAAGAGACUAUUAAGUUCUGCUUACAAGACCAUUUUAAACCCCAUUUUUCCCUUGGGCUUGUGGCUCCGUUGUUGCCAGUAGUUAUUCUGUAGUACAGAAAUGGUCUUCCAGGUCCUUGCUGUUGUUAAGAUGUCAAGUUGUUCAGAUAUAUUAUCUUCCUGAACUUUUUCCUGUGGGGUAGUAUUCUUACAUUUAUUGGCCUUGUGAGCUGUUAAUCAAUUUUCAUGAUAUUAACAAUAACUCAAGAUUUUGAUAAAACUACUUUUAGAAUGUUUCACUAUGAAACUAUUAUAACUGUUCAAGUCUAGCUGUUAAGUCUGCUGUUAAUUCUAUAUACAUAGAAAUUGAGUCUGUGUUCAGAAUGUUGUUAUAGUUCCAACUGUAGAAAGAAAAAGCAAAUUAAGUGCUCAAAUUUAGCUAUGCCUUUUCUUGUUUUCUUUGUUUGGAACUGCAUUUCAGAAUUCAACACUAGCAUAGUCUUUAAUAAUCUGCUGCUGAUGUGUUUCCUAAUUAUUUGCCCUGAGGGCAUCCCACAACUGUGUUAAUAAUGGUAUUCUGUACUCCUCCUCAUUGCACAGACUUACAAGAUCAGAAUGGUUACCUGAAAAGACAUGCACUCAAGACAUAAACCAGUGAAUUCCCCAUAUACAAAAUAUUAAUGCCAAGUGAAACAAAUUAUCUGUUGGAAGUAAGCUACCCACUUGUAGAUUAAAUGACUCCAUAGAGGUGUCCACCUUGCAACUAAGAUGCUCUUCAAUUAUUAACCAUAUUUUUUACUUUCUUUCAAAAGCAGCUGUGUUUAUGAGUACUGAACAAAUGUGUAUACUUUCCUGUGCCAGACUUUUGACUUUGUUUUCAAGCACUGUACUGUGGGAUUGAGUGGCAGCUUUGUUAGAAAAAGAAGUAUAUUAGGGUUUCUACUUAACCCUUUUAGGACUGAACAAUUUCUUCCCUUUAAAAGCUGUAAAAUAAAUGAGCAGUUCUAACUUUGUAAACAUUCUGUCUGUAUUCAGCACUGCAUUUGCCCCAUCUGGAGGUGCUAUGCUAAUGUCAUUUUUUUUAAAUCUUGUAGCAUGUGUAUACAUUCAGUCUUAAAAGGGUUAUUUUUACAAACUGUGCACCUGUAAAGUUUCUUAGCAAUAAGGUAGAAAAAUGAGCAAAUUUUUACCAUAAUUUUGUAGAAUUAAUUGCUCAGUUCCAUAUUUCAUCAAGAAAAACCCUGCAAUAUGGGCAGUUUUGAGGAUUAAAUAAAAGUGAAAUGUAAACCACAUAAAAGUGUUUUUGUCAAGUCUACUCUGUGUGUGUAUGUGCAUAUACUAUCGGGUUUCAUUUCUUCCUACAAGGCUAAAGAUAAAAUGCCAUGUUACUGUUGAUGUGACAAAUAUAAUUGAACAUCUGUACAAUGAUAUAAAAGUAGUUAUGAUUUGAUCAGGUGUUGAAACUUGCCACGUUUUUUGUGGAUUUUUUUCAAUGUUAACCAAGGAAUAUGAUUUUUUUUUUUUUUUUUUUUUUUUUUUGGUGAAUGAACAGUGAGGUCAUCUAUGGAACCAGAACAACAAAAAAGAAGACCAACCCCAGGAGUGGAAAAGUCAUCAGUAGUUGUGAGGCUAUGCACACUGGACUCCACUUAAACGGGAUACGGAAUGUCCACCCAAAAAUCUAAAUUGGUUUCAUUAUUGCUUGUAUUAUUGCUGGAGUUAGAUAAGAAACUGUUUUUUCCAAUAAUGUAAAAAAAAAAAAAAAAAAAGGUUCACUUUUUUGUAUUAUUUAUUAAAUAAGAAAAAAUGAACUGUGUUUAAUUGUUUAACUUUAGCAACUUUAUUAUUGCAACUAGUAUACCUGACUUAUUUUCAUCCUUUUCUUAGUUGCAGACUGUCUGAUAUUUCUUUCAGUUGGUUAAUAAUUAGAACUAGAAAUUUAGCAAGAUAGCUUAUUUCUUGCUUUGACAGAGAAUACUCUAGUAGGGCCAUAAGGAACAACUAGAAAUGAUGCGCUCUUUUAGUUUGCAAGCACAAGUGACACAGUCAGUUGAAAAAGUUUCUGAGAUGGGAAUUGGACACAGCAGAGAGAGAAUUUGGAAUGACAGAAACCUACCAGUACUAGUUCUGUAUUAAAAUAAUACAAGAACUACUAGUUUAUCCAUAAGACUGUGAAGGGGCCAGAAAUGGUUGUUAAGAAGGUGUGGCGAGCGAGAGAGAGAGAGAGAUGUCACUGGAAAAAAUAGAUCAUUUGACUAUAAGGAAGCAUUACAGAUUUUUAUUGAAACAUCUGCAAAGGUGAAUGCCAUUGUUAUUAAGACACGUAAAAUAGCCAGAAACUCAACACUGGUAGAGUUUCUGCUGUUUGAAACAGGGACGGUAUGGGCAGAUUACAUUUCAGAAUUAUUCUCAAGACUCUUGCAGUCUGUUUCUGGAAUGAUAAAUCGAUUCUUCUGGAACAGAAUAGAAAUUAGAUCUGAGGUUUUGGCAAAGAGAAUGGUCACUUGCUAAACUUUAGUGUUGGUGUAGUUGGAAGAAACUGCAUGGGAUGGUGCUUGUCUUAGAUGAAGAACUACAGAUACAAAAAAAAUCUCUUCAUCUAAACCUUGGCAAUUAGCUAUAUAGAUAGUCUCAAUAAUAAAUCCUGUUAAAAUCAAAUCCAGAGUAGAGGAUUAAAAGGAGAAUGGUGUGAAAUUAUUUGGCUGGAGGAAAGGAUUCAUAUGGAGGAUUAGAUGCAAUAUAUGCCAUUUCAGGACAUUCAGAAUUACAGAACUGGGACAGGUAGUUUACCUUUCACAGCGCCCUUUUAGAUUGGAGUUGCAUGCUUCUGCGAUGGAUAGAAAAAAACACUGUAUGUGCUCAGUUAGUGUGUCCGUAAAGGAUAUUUAUUUCUGAUACCCAGUAGCACAUGCUUAGUGUGAGGCCAAAGGCAUGAAGUGUUACAGCCCAUAUUUAUUUAGAAAUUCUUUUGUAUUGAAUAUCAACAUUAAUUAUGUAUGCUAAAGAGAAAUAAGUUGAGCAAGUCUAGAUUCUCUGUAGAAGCAAACUUGCAAGCUAACUGCUGUCUGAAAAAAUCUGAUAAAGCCUUCUGAAUUUUACAUCUUUCCGGUUCUGCAUCUCCUUCAAGUAUGGGAAAGGAUGGUUAGAAGUUUGCUGUCAUCUUUUCCAUGUGCUAUUGCCUUUGUAUUCUAGUCUUAGUUCCCUUACUUUUCAUGUGUACUUUUCCAGAUCCUUAAUUAGUUUGCAGUUCUUCACAGAAUGUGUAAAUUUUGCUGCAUAAUUUAGGAGAGAGAAGUCGGUGUUAAGUAAGGUGAACUAUAACUUUUGAGACUAAUGUGCUGUCAUCUCUCUGCUCUUUCCACUGUUGUGCUGUGGGGUGGGGGAGAAAGAAACGUUCGUUGGGUUUUAAGCUGCUUGUAGGUACAUUGAAUGGAAGUUUCUACAGGCUUGGCCUUCAUGAUCUGCAGGUCUCUAUCUGAAGAUGACACAUGUAAUUUGGAACCAUAUAAAGGUGCUUGUGAAUCUAUCUGAAUUUAGAAGGUCUUUGCUUAUUAUUUAUCUUUUAAUUAUAUUUGCUGUCAUGUUGCCCCCUCAUCUAUGUUCAUUAAAACCUUAAAUCUUCUGUGCUUUUAACUAAAUUACCUUUCUUCUAUUUGCUGAUUUGUUCACUGGGAAAUUUGUCCAUAUCCACCUCUGCAAAUCCCCACAGAUGUGUUUCAGGCAAGAUUGGACCUUGUGCCAUUUGAACUACUUCUGUGCCCUACUUCCAUCUCUUACUUUCUGCUUUACCUUCUCCUGAGUGACUUGACUUUGAGGCCUUUGAUGUACAAAUAAACAGCAACUGCAUUCGUUUGUUCGUUGCUAUACUGAUACAUUAAGACGUUUAUAAUAAAUUGCUAUCCAUUGGC